AGGCCAAUCAUAUUUCUGGAUUUCUUCAUUUUCAGGCGUCUAUUCCAAACCUGUACUAGAGGGGUGUUCUGAUUGGCCACUGAUCACGAAGAGGGCGUCCUAUCGAUAAGAAACCCCCGCGCAUUUAUAAUUCACGAUUUUGGGAGCUUCAUUUUUGCAACAUCCCAUCGCGAGAAGUCGCUGUUUCUGCUGCUGAGAAAGACAGAAUUGACACCAAUCAAUCAAAUCCAGCAUCAUGGGUGAAGCUCCAGCUCCGAAAGAGCAUCUGCUCAUUGUCUUCUUUCGGGAUCAGCCAACCGCGCAGCUCGAGUACGUCCAGCGCAAAUUCCCAGAGGCCGAAGUGACAUUUCACAAGAUCAAAAUGGGUGCCCCCGUUCCCAAAGAAUUGGCUCAAAAGGCCACUCUCCUCGUGACAUUUACCAACCUACCUAACCCAGAAGAUGCGCAGAAUCUCAAGCUCAUUCAUACUUUCUCCGCCGGACUCGAUCACCUCCUCGGCCACCCAAUCCUUCAAUCUACGAACAUCCCCAUCUCCACCAGCUCUGGUAUCCAUGGUCCUCCUAUCGCAGAGUGGGCUGUUAUGAACUGGAUGGUGGCAUCGAGAAAGUUUAUCGAGUCAUAUGAAGCACAAAGGGCACAUCGCUGGGCCUCUGUGAAUGAAUAUUUCGAUGGCUUGAGCGAUCAGGUGGGCAAGAGGGUUGGCAUUCUGGGAUAUGGAAGUAUCGGGCGACAAAUUGCCCGCGUUUCCGCCGCCUUGGGAAUGACCGUAUAUGCCUACACAGCCUCUCCCCGCACUACACCCGAGUCUCGUCGCGAUAACGGCUAUAUUGUCCCCGGAACUGGUGACGCAGACGGUUCGAUCCCGGUAUCCUGGCACCAUGGCACAGAUAAAGCCUCCAUCCACUCUUUCCUCUCCCUUGGCCUCGACCACCUCGUCAUCGCUAUCCCUCUAACACCGCAAACAACCAAACUCAUCGGUGCCGAAGAAUUCGCCCUCCUCUCCGCAAAGAGCACCAACCCUUACACUAAACCAUAUGUGACCAACAUUGCCCGAGGCAAGGUCAUCGACCAGGAUGCUCUGAUUGCAUCACUCAAGUCUGGCGAGUUAAGUGGUGCAGCGGUGGAUGUGACGGACCCUGAACCACUCCCGGAAGAUCAUCCAUUGUGGGACGCACCGAAUGUGCAUAUCAGUCCGCAUGUCAGUUCGCUUGGGCGGGAGUAUUUCCCGCGGUCGGUAGAUAUCUUACGAUUGAAUGUUGAUCGGUUGCGAAAGGGAGAGGAGAUGGUUAAUGAAUAUAAGAGGGAGAAGGGAUACUGAAUGGUAUGCGACAUCGAUGAUUGCAUUGUAUAUAACUAGACAUAUAUUGAGUUGCAUACCGAUUAGAUAGACCAGUGGCGGCAUUCUUAAGCGUCCGCAAGACUGGUUAUUAGAUGGUCAUGCAUCUAACAGUAUAUAUUUCAUUCUUCCUCAAAUCAUCCCACAAAUCCCAAUCCAUUCAACAGACUUACGCCAAAUAACACCUCGCAGUCUCCUCCACAAAAACACCAAUAAACCCACUCCCCAACACAGCCCAGGUCCACGGAUUCGCCAGCUCCGA
Molecule: messenger RNA, 1598 nt
Organism: Aspergillus wentii DTO 134E9
Lineage: Eukaryota; Fungi; Ascomycota; Eurotiomycetes; Eurotiales; Aspergillaceae
Product: D-isomer specific 2-hydroxyacid dehydrogenase family protein
Exons: 4
Coding region: 236-1318 (360 amino acids)
Molecular function (GO): NAD binding
Source: RefSeq, a predicted model, not a curated record